This is a messenger RNA of Torulaspora globosa, 327 nucleotides long. RefSeq names its product May24p (gene MAY24). NCBI's taxonomy places the organism in Eukaryota, Fungi, Ascomycota, Saccharomycetes, Saccharomycetales, Saccharomycetaceae. The record is from RefSeq and is a predicted model, not a curated record. The coding region runs from base 1 to 327 and encodes 108 amino acids. The transcript has a single exon.
AUGGCGGUCCUCUACAAUGUCGUAGACAUUUGGAAGUUCACCCUCUACUGGACUCUUAUUUUCAACGAGGCCUUCUACGGGAUCGCAGGUCUCUGCGCUAGCUACACCCACAGGCGGAACGCCUGCGGGCUAUGGCUCAUGGCCAUCUAUCUCUUCUACGGCGGUUUGCAAGCAGUAGCUGCAGGAACCGUCAUCGGGUUUCUCAUAGGCAGCAUCUACAGUGCCGGGCUCUUUGCGAUGUCCACCUGGAUUCCGCUCUUCUGUGCCAUAGUCCAGAUUAUGUACGACUUCUGCGCCAGCUGUUUCGGUUCUGGCACCGUAAUGUGA